AUGGCAUUGGGAGACUAUAUGAAUGUUCAGUGUCAUGCGUGUAUAGGUGGAACUAGUGUUGGUGAUGAUAUUCGAAAAUUAGGGAGGGGUCAGCAUGUUGUGUCAGGAACUCCUGGUAGAGUAAAGGACAUGAUCAAGAGAAGAUUUCUAGAUACGAGGCAUGUCAAGAUGAUUAUUCUCGACGAGGCCGAUACGCUCCUAGAACAGGGACACCAGCAGGACAUAUAUGAAAUUUACAGGUACUUGCCCCCUGCAACUCAAGUAGUGGUUGUCAGUGCGACAUUGCCAAAUGAUGUAUUACAGCUCACAUCUAAGUUUAUGACGGAUCCAGUGCGUAUUCUGGUCAAACGUGACGAGUUAACUUUGGAGGGCUUGAAACAGUAUUUCAUAGCUGUGGAAAAGGAGGAUUGGAAAUUUGAUACUCUAUGUGAUUUAUAUGAUACACUGACUAUCACGCAGGCAGUAAUUUUUUGCAAUACAAGAAGAAAGGUCGACUGGCUGACUGAUAAAAUGAAAGAAGCGAAUUUUACAGUAGUAUCAAUGCAUGGUGAAAUGGAACAGAAGCAGCGAAAUGAAAUUAUGCAAGAAUUUCGACAAGGAAAUUCUCGAGUAUUGAUCUCAACUGAUGUUUGGGCUAGAGGUAUUGACGUCCAACAAGUGUCUCUAGUUAUCAAUUAUGACUUACCCAAUAGUCGUGAAAACUAUAUCCAUAGAAUUGGACGAUCCGGAAGAUUUGGCAGAAAGGGUGUCGCAAUUAAUUUCGUUACCGACGAUGAAGUUCAAAUUCUCCAUGACAUCGAACAGUACUAUAGUACACAAAUUGAUGAGAUGCCUAUGAAUAUUAAUGAAAUGCUUUAA
Messenger RNA from Sugiyamaella lignohabitans, 858 nucleotides. RefSeq names its product ATP-dependent RNA helicase FAL1 (gene FAL1). The transcript has a single exon. Gene Ontology annotation, molecular function: mRNA binding; RNA helicase activity; ATP binding. The record is from RefSeq and is a predicted model, not a curated record. Gene Ontology annotation, cellular component: catalytic step 2 spliceosome; nucleolus. The coding region runs from base 1 to 858 and encodes 285 amino acids. Lineage: Eukaryota; Fungi; Ascomycota; Dipodascomycetes; Dipodascales; Trichomonascaceae.